AUGAAAAAAAGCAAGGCUGGUUACAGCCGUCGUGCUGCUCACGCCGGAUCUUGGUAUACCAACAAGGGACACCACUUGAAGCAAGAAUUGACAUCCAUGAUACAACAAGCCGCCGCUCUCAGCACAGAAGCAUCUUCUUCCAUGAGGCCGUUAAAGGCAGUAAUUUGUCCACAUGCGGGAUUUUCUUACUCUGGGUCCACUGCUGCGUACUCUUACAAACGUGUUCAAGACGAGCUGGAACAAAAUCCAUCCAUCACUUCGGUUCUGGUAUUGCAUCCAUCCCAUCACGUGUAUUUGGAUGGAUGUGCGGUUUCGGGUGCCAUCUUACUAGAAACUCCCUUGGGAAAUUUGACUGUCGAUGGUAAUUUGAGAGACGAACUCUUGGAGACUGGUAAAUUCUCAGUCAUGGAACAAUCAGUGGACGAAAACGAACACAGUGGAGAAAUGCAAUAUCCAUUCUUGGCCUUGGCAGCCCAAGUGGCAAAUUGUUUGGAACGAAUACAAGUGUUGCCCGUCAUGGUGGGAAGCAUUUCUGGCAAAUCCGAAGCUUUCUUUGGAAAGAUAUUGGCUCCUUUUAUUGCUCGUCCCAAUGUACUUUGUGUGGUAUCAAGCGACUUUAUGCAUUGGGGAUCACGCUUUGGAUAUCAACCAACAAUCGUCUGCAAGCCAAUCCACGAGCACAUUUCGGAAUUGGACAAACGGGGAAUGGAUUUGAUUCAGGAUCAAGAACCAGAGGCUUUUGCCAAAUACCUGAAAGAAACCAAGAACACUAUUUGCGGGCGACAUCCUAUAUCUGUGUGGUUGCAGGCCGUUCAGGUCAAUUCAUCAUCACAAGUCGAAACCUUGGACAUCUCGUUUAUCAAAUAUGCUCAGUCGUCGCAGGUCAUGUCAUUGCGAGAUAGCAGUGUCAGUUAUGCAAGUGCCAUCGCCUUGCAACAACAGCAAGUAUCAUCAUGA
Messenger RNA from Cylindrotheca closterium, 957 nucleotides. The record is from the annotation of a GenBank genome assembly. NCBI's taxonomy places the organism in Eukaryota, Bacillariophyta, Bacillariophyceae, Bacillariales, Bacillariaceae.